AUGUCCCAUAUGGGCAUUCAGCCGGUCCCCGUUCAACCUAUUGAUCCUUUGCCAACUGGGACAAUGGGCCUCAUACUUGGCAGAGGCUCACUUACCUUAAAAGGUUUAGCUGUUCAUCCAGGUGUGGUCGACAAUGACCACUCUGAGGUUCAAGUCUUGUGCUCAUGUCCAGAGGGGGUUUUUUCCAUAAGUGAGGGAGACAGAAUUGCACAGCUUGUCCUUCUCCCUGAUGAUACUCCCCCCAGGAUUGAUAGGGGGAAGAUGGGCUCCUCUGGAACAGACUCUGCUUAUCUGGUUCUCUCCCUCAAAGAUAGGCCUAAAUUAAAGCUAAAAGUAAACGGGAAAGAAUUUGAGGGCAUCCUAGAUACGGGGGCUGACAAGAGUAUCGUGUCCUCUUUCUGGUGGCCACGGUCCUGGCCCACCACAGCAUCUUCACAUACUUUACAAGGCCUCGGGUAUCGAUCCAGCCCCAUAAUCAGUUCUACCGCCUUGUCUUGGGAGACGCCAGAAGGACAAAAGGGACGGUUUACCCCCUAUGUAUUGCCUCUCCCAGUUAAUCUCUGGGGAAGAGAUGUUUUGCAAAACAUGGGCUUUGUAUUGUCAAAUGAAUAUUCCCCACAGGCCCAACAGAUGAUGCAAAACAUGGGUUAUAAGCAGGGAGGAGGCUUGGGACGCAGAGAACAAGGCAGGAUCGAGCCGAUUUCCCCCUCCGGUAAUCCCGGCAGACAGGGCUUGGGUUUUUCCUAG
Cynocephalus volans (Philippine flying lemur) is the source of this 747-nucleotide messenger RNA. RefSeq names its product endogenous retrovirus group K member 7 Pro protein-like. The transcript has a single exon. The record is from RefSeq and is a predicted model, not a curated record. Bases 1 to 747 code for a protein of 248 amino acids. Gene Ontology annotation, molecular function: aspartic-type endopeptidase activity; nucleic acid binding. NCBI's taxonomy places the organism in Eukaryota, Metazoa, Chordata, Mammalia, Dermoptera, Cynocephalidae. Gene Ontology annotation, biological process: proteolysis.